GCAGUAAAAUUUGAUUAGAAUCUCUGAUUUUUGUGAAAAGCUAUUGCAAAGAAGUUAGCUCAGCUUGCUUCUUCAAAAACUUAGAAUUCGCAUCAAAGUCUAUGCUAGCAAAAGCCUCAAUACAAACAUCAGAAAUUUUCGUAAAGAUUUAUUUUAUUUGAAGCAAUCUUAAUACCUGCUAAACGCACCAAAAACUUCACCUUGAGCGCACCGAGCACUUUCCACAAUUUAUGAUAUCAUAAAAAAUUCGGUACUUCUGACUUUGGACCUGGUUGGUGAUAAUAAUCAACAUAUUGUCUGUAUUAACUGGUGGUUAUUAAAUUCUGUCCGGGAAAAAUGAAAUGAUUGUCCACAAGGUCUUCGAGUCAAAAACCUACCAGGAUAGCAUAUCAAAAGAAAAUAUCACUGGUAUCCUGUUUGCUUGUCUAUCAAACAGUGCAUCUUCAUUCGAAAGUGCUAUGACCUAAGCCAACAACCGGUUUCGGAAAAUGGAACCACUGCGUAAAAGGUGGUUUCCUGCUGCAGGGGAUUGAAAGUCAAAUCUUUCACUGAUCAAGCAAGAGAAACUAAAUUUCUGUGGUACCGUUGAAUGUAUAAAUUAACUUUAUGCGUGAUGUGAAUGCAUAUCUCAUGUCAUAUCAGAUGUGAUUAAUCAGAAACAAUUAUUAAUCAAGUAAUUUAAGGCUGGUUGCCAAACAGAAAGAUUUUUAUAGUCAGAAUAGAAGAGCAAUUUUAAAGAAAAAAGCAACCAUGAUUCUAGACAUGGUGUUCUUUGUCAUCAUUUCAACGACUUGUUUGAAUAGCUUCCCGCUUCAGCUAUCGACAAAUAUUGAUGAAAGUGGACUGAACUACCUCGCAAAGUAUGGUUACGUAGUGCGUCCUGACCCACGAAGGGGCUCGAUCCUAAGCGAACAGAAGAUAGCAGAAGGGCUGAGAGCACUUCAAAGGAUGGGAGGAAUACCUGAAACGGGCGUAUUGAAUGAGGAAACGAAAAGAAUCAUGCAAGCGCCGCGCUGUGGAAUGCCCGACUUUGCCCCAACUGAUAACGUCAAAAGAAAGAGAAGAUACAAGAAGCAUGGCACCAUUUGGAAUAACAGAAAUCUAACGUGGACAGUUGCCAACAGCAACAAUGACAAUAUCAAGGACGAAGAUGUCAGAAAAGUUAUGAUAAAAGCCUUCGAGAAAUGGUCAUCAAUAACUAAUGUUGACUUUAGAGAAGACAAAAUAAAUCCUGAUAUACGAAUGAAAUUUGCUAGAAAGAGCCACAACGAUUCACGCCCAUUUGAGGGAAGAGAUGGAGCUUUUGCCCAUGCAUUUUAUCCAGGCAAUGACGAGCUUGCCGGAGAUGUUCAUUUUAAUGAUGACGAAAUAUUCAGUAUAGAAUCUUCAAAAGGGAGAGAUCUUCUAUACAUCGCAGCCCAUGAAGUUGGUCACAGUCUUGGGAUGGAUCACACAGAAACGAGAGGAGCUGUAAUGCAUGCCCUCUAUAAUUAUACUGAUGGGCUUGAUUUCAACCUCCACAUCGAUGACAUAAAAGGUGUCCAAUCACUUUAUGGAGUAAAAGGCCGACCGGUCCCAGUUGAACCGUUGCCUGUUUCUGAGAAGGGAGGCAAGGCUUUUGAAUCUUCCAUGUCUUUGUGCUUUGAUAGGGUCAAAGCUUCAGUAAUGACAGCCAACAAAAUAACGUACAUUGUCAGCGGCGAAAAAACAUACAUUCUGAAACGUCAUUUGAGGAUAAAAAAAGGCCCCUAUCAGACGUCAGAAUUAUUCGGGGGACUCAAUAGAAUCGACGCAUUAUAUAAACGACAAUGGGAUCACAAAAUCGUUGCCUUUAGUGGAAAUAAGUAUUAUGUAUUUGAGGAUACAAAGCUUGUUGAUGGUCCCCAUCUCAUUAGCCAUGGCUUUGAAGGUCUACCAGUAGAUUUUGCUGAUGUGCAAGCAGCAUUGGUUUGGCAAGAGAAUGACCAGUUAUACAUAUUCAAAGAUGCGCAGCACUGGAGGUUUAGUCGUAUCCAAAAACAAGACAAAUAUAAAUUGGACAUUUACUAUCCUAAAAAAUCGCAUUUUUGCACGGGCGUUCCGAAAGAUUUUGAUAGCAUCCUUGCUUGGAGGUAUGGCAUUGUCUAUUUCUUCAAAGGAGAUCGCUAUUAUAAAUGUAAAUUUCGCAAUAUAGAAUUGAAGGUAAUGGAUGGGUUCCCAAAGACUAUUUGGAAAGACUUUAGUAGAUGUCCUUCACAGUUGCCUUUAACAGGAGCCGCAAGGACCAGGACUGUGAAAUCAUCGCUUGUGCUUAUUUGGCCGCUAUUGUAUUUUAUUUUGCAUUAAAUACGUGUAAACUCGUAUAAAUAUUGGUACGUUAUUGGACAUGUACAGUUGUGUUGCUAUUUGUGGUUAGGUUUUUCUAUAUGAAACAUCUAUUUCUAAUUUUACUAAAGAAAAUUUGAAAAAUUUAUCAAAUUGACAAAUAUUCUAAAUAUACAUUUGAUAUUUUGUUAAAGUUGCGUAUUUAGAGAUAAUAUCAGAAAUUAUUUGCAGCAUUGGUGGAAACAUUUCCAAGCCAAUUAUAUAGAGUCUUUUCAAAAAAUCUCUUGGUGGUACAAAAUUUAUAAAUGACUUUGAAAAAAGCAAAAAUUUGAGUAAACUGAAGCGAACCCCAUGUUUAACAAGUUGCUUUUGAUCUGCAGUAGCGAGGAGACUGUUCUAUUUGGGGAAGAGUUUUAUUUCUAAUGCUGGGAUUGACAUGAUGUCACCCCAAUCUUUGGGUUAUUCUAUCUUUGGGUUGUGUGUCCUACGUAGCCAGAAUCACACUAGUAGGAACGUAAUCCUUUUGAAUGGAUGGAGGGGCCAUUUUGUACUGUAAAAAAUACGCGGAUUGACAGCAACGAAACAAUUUGUAAUGGCCUGUGUUAUCUGACUUUCAAAUCGCAAGGAACUGUUACCGAUCCAGGGUAGUUUUAGAUAAAUCGGGCACUUUUGUGGACCAAAUUUUACAUUAGCCAAGAAAUUUCUUAUUUUCUCCUUAACGUAAACCGAAAUGACAUUCUCUGGGUAGCCAUUCUCAAGAAACAUCUUUAUUAGUUGUUCAAGUUCCGAGCCGAGUUUAGACUGGGAACAAAUCAUCAGAAGCCCUAUGAGUAAGCGUCUUGAUGAGAUUAAUUUGCCUUUGUUUUGGGCAAAACGAACUCAAUCGAGUGCAUAAAAUGUGGGUUGAUGGUAUAGACUGGUAAGAAAUCCAGUGCCGGGCUUUUCGACUUAAAAAUCUAGAAAUGGCAAGGAGUUGUUUUCUUCCUUUUCAAAUCUGAACUGCGAGACUGGGUGAAAGCCAUCGAGGCAUUUUAGAAAAGUAUCAAACUCAACCUCUAAGAAAAUUGUAUAUGUGUCACCAUCUUUUGUUGGUACAUUUAAUUAUUAAAGCUGAAUUCAAUUCAACGUGUCGCAGUCAUCAGCUCAAUGAAUACUUCCUCUGGGAAUUGUAGGGUAUCAACAGGGAUUAAUUUAAGUGUUUUUUGGACAAGCACAGCUAAGCUAAAUGUGACGACAAGUCCUUAAUUUUGUUUAUAACCCUACAUAAUAUACAAAGAAUCUUGCAUAACCAUCUAUCAAACUGCCUAACCGAAAUUUUUUAAAGUUUUAGUCAUGAAAAUAAAGGCCACUGAUCAUUUUAAGUCAUAGGUACAUUCUGUCAAAUG
Molecule: messenger RNA, 3689 nt
Organism: Rhopilema esculentum
Lineage: Eukaryota; Metazoa; Cnidaria; Scyphozoa; Rhizostomeae; Rhizostomatidae
Product: matrix metalloproteinase-17
Biological process (GO): proteolysis; extracellular matrix organization; collagen catabolic process
Cellular component (GO): extracellular matrix
Molecular function (GO): metalloendopeptidase activity; zinc ion binding
Source: RefSeq, a predicted model, not a curated record